This is a messenger RNA of Mirounga angustirostris (Northern elephant seal), 5502 nucleotides long. RefSeq names its product potassium voltage-gated channel interacting protein 2 (gene KCNIP2). The record is from RefSeq and is a predicted model, not a curated record. Gene Ontology annotation, cellular component: voltage-gated potassium channel complex. Lineage: Eukaryota; Metazoa; Chordata; Mammalia; Carnivora; Phocidae. The transcript is spliced from 8 exons. Gene Ontology annotation, molecular function: calcium ion binding; potassium channel regulator activity. Bases 3493 to 4170 code for a protein of 225 amino acids. Gene Ontology annotation, biological process: regulation of potassium ion transmembrane transport.
GCGGGAGGGAGUGUAGAUUCCAUCCCCGCAGACCCUUAAGCCUAUCUGACCCUGGCCAGGCCCUUACUCACACUCUACCCUAUUCCCAGGCCCCCUCCAGGCUGUUCCGGGCGGCAGGACACCGGGGUGCAAAGCCUUGGGUCCCGUGGGGGGUGGGGGAGACAGGCGCGCAGGUGGGGAGAGGCAGCAGGUGUGGGCGUGUGUGACACAAAGCUAGGAGAGUGUCUGGAGUGGGAGGUGUUACGUGCGUGAGCGCCUGUCAUUCUUUGUGUGUGUCUGUGUGUAUAUGUGUGUGCGCCUCCCUCAGCCGGUUGCCAUGUGCCCUAGGCUUGGUGAUAGGGUGAGUGUGAUUUUGUUGGCUGUGCAACUGUAUGAUCUUGUCAGAUGUUUGAGGUUGUGUAGGACUCUGUUGUACUAAUGAAGUUGUUUUGACCAUGUGUCUCUGUUGUAUGUGCAACUCUGUGCUUUGAGUGUGUGAUUCUGUAUGCGGUGGCAUGUGACAAUCCGAAUGUGUCAGGGCUUCACUUUAUGGGGGUAUGUGUCUUUGUAAGACUUUAAUGACUGUGGCCCUCCUGGGGCAAGCAUUUGUUAAAGCAGAUUGUAUUGUUUUGUGAUUGUGAGACUAUGCAGAUUAUAUUGGCGGUUCAUGCUGAUUGUGUACUUUCAUGUGGCAAGGUCUGCAGGGGGUUCUGUGAGUGUCUGUGACUCGUCUUACCCUUGCUUCCUCUCUGGUUUCCUGGUGUAGAAGGGGGCCUUUACCGCACACCACUGCUUCCCUAUGUUUUCCACAAAUAGCCCAGGUAGACUCAAGGAGGGACUCUAGUGUCUGCCCAGCCUGGCUCCCUGAACAGCACCAGCACCUGGCCCUUAUGGGGAGGCUUUGGUUAGUGUUUGGGUCGUUGCCCCCUGCCCCCAAGAAAGUACUGAGAUAUCAUUCUUUCAACUGAAGCUCCUUUAACCCUCAACAACCCUCUCAGAACUUCAUCCAAUCUGAAGGAAAACAUUCCCUCUUGCUUCCCCUCCAGACCCAGAGAUAGAAGCUCUUGGCCUGGAAGGUGCCGUGUGACCUUCCCAAACUACUUUGCUGCCCAGGCGUGCUCUGUCUCCCACAGUAUGGAGUACAUCUGCGCCCUCACAUAUUCCUGGGUUUGGUAGGCAGACCUACGUGUUUGUGUGGGUGACUGUGUCACCUUGUAUACAUUUCCAUGUGUGUUUUCUGUCUCAUUGUGCAGCCUGCCCAGGAACUCCAACAAUGAAUGGGCGGAGGGAAACUCUCUCCUGUCUCUGAAACAAGUUGGGCAGGUGGGGGGAGCCCAUGAUCCUUGUCUGUCCUGAGGGGAGUGAGGUUAAGUCUCUAGGAUGGGGAAGAGAACUAGGAUCUAACUGAGAUGCUUGAGAAAGGGUAUCCCCUACUCAUUGACCCUGGGAAAGUCCUAGUUCCUAUGCCGAGACUCCCAGAAGGGAGAGCCCUUUGGCUCAAGCAGGCCCCAGAUGUGACCUAGAUGUGGUUCAAACUGUGAUGGAAUCCAAAGGUCCAGCUCUGCCUUGACCUGUGUUCUCACCAACCCAGGAUCCUUGGGAGUUUAAGGCCCCAAGGCACUCAUGAGCACCACAUUAGUCAGUGUUUGCUUCCUGCUUUAAUUGAUUCUCCCCUUUAGUGGAACCAUCCCCUCCCCACUUGGCUAUUUGAAAGAGAGACUGGGUGAAGGUGGGGAAGUACUUGUGUUGCAAGGUGCAGGAAUGAGCUUUCUAUUACUUUUGCUCUCUGGGUCUCACUUUUCUCAUCUCUAAAAUGGAGAAUACUACGUCUUGCCUGUCUGCCUCCCAAGGGAAAUAGGUCAAAUGUUGACAAGUGUCAGGAAUGGUGUUCAUCAUCAGCAUCCCCACUGUAGAUAGCUCCACACACGACUUGGAAAGUAGAAAUAGCACUACCAGGAGCUCUCCUUUCGAAGGAGGGCUUAUCUUACAGCAGGAGACAAUUGUGGUUGGGACUCCCCCUGAUAAGGCGAUAAGGUGCUGGGUGCCUGGAGACGUCGGAGUUGAAGCCCGAAGGGGAGUCGUUGUCCGAGGUGCUGAAGAGCCUUCUGGACGGAUGUACUGCCAUGCCUUCCUAGUUCCCAAAGUUCCUUCCCUGUGCAGGCGGGAUUCCUGGGAUGGACAUGGGGGUGGUCUUUGGCUUCCGUCAUUCUGGUCCAUUAGAUUGACAGGGAGGGAGUCCUUAAGUCAUCAAGGCAUCCUGGGUAUACACCCGAUCAUUUUCCUCCCCCACUCCUCCAGACUCAAAGCUGGGGGAGAUUUUUUUUUUUUUAUGGUGGGGGGUGGGGAGAAUCUGAGCCCCACCCCGCCCAGAUCUACCCCCUCUGGUCUUCCAAGCCUGGUAGGGCUACUUGGAAGUAUGGCGUGGUGGGAAAAAGCAGCAAUCAGUGGCAGUCCUGUCCAAGCCGGAAGCUGGGGGAAGAUGAGGAGAGAGUUGGGAUCUGGCUGGCCAAGGCCUGAACUCGGGUCCCUCUGCUCGUAAAUAUCGUUUCCCCAGUCUAGGGCGCCCCCAUGUGGUCUUAGAGCAGCCAUGCUUACGGAGCUGAUUCCAAAUGGGGAUGUCGCCUCCAAAUCAAGGGGCAAAAUUUGCAUGGAGUUUGGAGGUGACUCUCGCCUAAAUCAUAAAUGUAGGAUUUUUAGCCAAAAAUACAGGAUCCCGGUCGGAGGAGUGGAACUAUGUCUCUCCUGUAGGCUGUCCCGGCAGUUUGAAGCCGUCAGUGGGUCCUGAAAGGGUUUACUUUGGGUACAGCCUGAUAGGAGUCCUGGAAAGGGUCGGGGCUGGGACUGAGGGGAGGAGAGCUUUUCCUUCAUGCAUUUGGCUGGCAGUCAGCAUAUGAUGGGAGAAUGUGAACCCACUGGAGCAAGACAGAGGGACACAAAACCGAAAGUUAUGAGAGAAAGGGAUUUGGAACAGCCUCUUUUGCCACCCCACUACAAUGUGCAGCUCCUCCUCCUUCCUCUUGCUCUCUCCCAUUGGUUUAGGAAGUAUGGAAGUGUGGGACGUUGCCAUGACGACUAUGUCCUCUUACCCCCCAUGGCUUCUCCAUGCCAAAUUGGGAGGAGGAGGUGUGCGACAGGCAGAGAAGGAAGGGCUGCAGCGGGGCAAUAAAGAGUAAGGUUCAUUAUCCCCUCCGCCAGCUCCUUUUUCACAACCCGUAGGUGCCUCCCCUCCCCACUAGAAAUCCAGAAAACAUUCCCAAAGAAGGCUGUGAGAGAGUCCGUCCUCCCCUCCCCCACCCCGCCCAGUCUAGGAACUUUGAGGACGGGUGCUUCAGAUGACGGGGCCAGGGUACGUUUUCUCCCUUGCAGCCCAGAGGAGAGAGCGAGCGGAAGAUUCUGGUCCUGCCCGUCCGGCCCUCCCGCGCCGCCCAUGCAGGGCCCACUGGAGUGGGGGCGGAGACCCGACCUCCCCGGGCCUUGGGGGCGGAGCUUCGCCAGUGUGCUCUCAGCAGAACCAUGAACCGAUGCCCCCGCAGGUGCCGGAGCCCAUUAGGGCAGGCAGCGAGAUCCCUCUACCAGCUGGUGACUGGGUCGCUGUCGCCAGACAGCGUGGAGGAUGAGUUUGAACUGUCCACGGUGUGUCACCGGCCAGAGGGUCUGGAGCAGCUGCAGGAGCAAACCAAGUUCACACGCAAGGAAUUGCAAGUCCUGUACCGGGGCUUCAAGAAUGAAUGUCCCAGUGGAAUUGUCAAUGAGGAGAACUUCAAGCAGAUUUACUCUCAGUUCUUUCCUCAAGGAGACUCCAGCACAUAUGCCACUUUUCUCUUCAAUGCCUUUGACACCAACCAUGAUGGCUCUGUCAGUUUUGAGGACUUUGUGGCUGGUUUGUCGGUGAUUCUUCGGGGAACCAUAGACGACAGACUAAACUGGGCCUUCAACUUGUAUGACCUUAACAAAGAUGGCUGCAUCACCAAGGAGGAAAUGCUUGAUAUCAUGAAAUCCAUCUAUGACAUGAUGGGCAAGUAUACUUAUCCUGCACUCCGAGAGGAGGCCCCAAGGGAGCACGUGGAGAGCUUCUUCCAGAAGAUGGACAGGAACAAGGAUGGCGUGGUGACCAUUGAGGAAUUCAUUGAGUCUUGCCAAAAGGACGAGAACAUCAUGAGGUCCAUGCAGCUCUUUGACAAUGUCAUCUAGCUCCCCAGGAAAGGGGGUCAGUUGUCCUGGGGGGACUAUACUCUAGCCCUAGUCCAGGUGGAACUCACCCUUCUCUUCCCAGGUCUGUCCUCAUCCUAGCUGGGCCCUGGGGGCUGUAGGAAUCUAAGAGUCUGGGGAUUCAGUGGUCCAGAUUGCUGGAGCUAAAGGGGCCAGGGCAUGGGCAGAGUGUAUCUGUGGGGUGUUCCCAACUCCCAACAGCUCCCACCCCCUUCCUGCCUGACACUCAGUGCUGAGGGUACCCCCGCUAUAGGAAAUAAAUGGUCUCCACCGUCCAUCCCCACUCUAGAAACUACAACACUAGACAGAAUGUCUCCGGCUAUGGUGCUUUCCCUAUCCCUGACCUCAUAUGCAUUUCCUCUAAGAUUUCCUUCUCAGAGAGUCUGUUCUGUCUAUGGCACUGACUGGCCUUUCAGACCAGGGCCUUUGAGAGCCUUAUAGGAGGAGGGACAAGAAUGGAGAGGGAGAAAUCUUAGGCCUGAGCCAGGUGGUUAGGUCAUAGGUGGCUGGGGUAGAGUGCAGAAAGGCCUGGAGAUUGUCAGUGACAGCUCAGGCAUGCCAGACUAUAGCUCUGAGCUCCAUAGGUCUACCACCCCCAGGCUAUCAGAAUUUGGGUUCCAGGCCCUUCAGAAGACUCUGUCUCCUUCGAAAUGCCCCAGAAAUUUCCAUACUCUCCUCAGUAUUCCAGGAGAGCCUGGGAUCCUGAUGUCUGGCUCAUGCCUGGAAUUCCUUCCUCUCCUUCCUUCCUGUUUGUGUGGGUGGUGGCAGCAGCAGGGGAAUAUGGGUGGGAGAUGUCCCAGCUGAUACCUGCCAAAGUUUCAGGCUACCCUGUCUGAAGGCUACAACUUAAGUUUUUAUUUGCCAUUUCUUCUAGACUUGGAGGCAUGGAGUGAGUCAGGGACCAUCCAGUGGAUGCCUUAGAAGAAAGGGGAAGGAGGGAGGCAGGCAUAGCAUCUGAACCCUGUGAGGGGGGGCAUUCACUAGAAUCUUUGAUCUACCCAGGCUCUAUUCCAACCCCCCACAUAGUCUCCUCAAUUCCUACUUAGGGUCUUCUUUUGCUCUAUUCAGUCUACCCAGAGAUGCCCCCGUACACACCUAGAAGGCAGGGACCACUCUUGCCAUGCUGCCACCCUUUAAUAUACCUGCUCGUUCCAUUUAGCUCACCCUCCCAGUCAGUCAGGAUCUGAGGGGAAGGGCCCCGAGGGAGCCCCCUUUCCCAUCAGAACACUGUUGACUGCUUUGCAUUUUUGGCUCCUCUGUAUAUUUUGUAAAAUAAAAAAAUACACCAAUCCAAUAAAACACAAUGGCUAUGCA